This is a messenger RNA of Seminavis robusta, 1896 nucleotides long. NCBI's taxonomy places the organism in Eukaryota, Bacillariophyta, Bacillariophyceae, Naviculales, Naviculaceae. The record is from the annotation of a GenBank genome assembly.
CUCUUGUCUCUUCUUUGAUAAACACGAGAGUAAAACAAAACAAAAAAUCAAAAAAUCCAAAUAAAGGUGAUCGUUGGUUCGAAUACUCCUAUUCUAGACUCCCUUCUUCUAUUGUGGUAUGCUCUGUCCAUGAGGCAACGGCGGCAAUCUUUGAGGAAUGUUGCCGAAGAAAAGGCGGGGGGAGUCCCUGCCUCUCGAUGGGGUGUUACCAAAGCCCAAUUCAUCGAGUUUGUGGAUGUGGUUCGCUGUUACCAGGCACGGGGCCUGCUGCGAAAUAUCCCGCCACCAUCUCUCGAGCCGAAAAAGAAAGACGAAUCUGCCCAAGCUUUGGUACGACGUAAAAGUUCGGCAUCUUUGGGGAGCGUCGCAAAGAAGCAACUGUUUAGUAAACAUUCGGUAGACACACCACCGCAGCUCUCCUCCCAAAAGCCAUUCCAGUAUCCUGACUACAAGUUCAAUGAUCCCAAUGUAGGCCCCACAAUCUAUCAGAUCAACCAUCAAAUCAUCAAACCGAUCACCAAGGGUACUCUCUUAGAGCGCUUGAAGCUUCGUCGAAGAUAUGCUGGGUAUCAUUGGGAUAACCUGGCCGCUAAGGAUGCACUGCCGAAAUCCAGUUGGGCCCUCAUGAAGAAUCCAUCUGGAGUUGAUAUCGAUCUCUUUGUCUCCCAUGCAUGGGCAGAAGGAAUCUAUGAAUUUGCCAACCAUCUUCUCAGUGAAUGGCCCGGUGAGUGUCAAGCUGCCUACAUUUGCUUCCUGUCUAAUCCACAAAACCUAGACAAGAAGCUUUAUCUUGGAAGGUCUGGCAAUCUGCAAGACAAUGCCUUCUACAAGGCUCUCCAGAGCAACUACAUGAAGCAAAUGGUCAUUAUAUCAACCCAAAAUGUCCCAAUUCAUCGGAGGGCUUGGUGCUGUUUUGAGGCAUAUGUGGCUUUACAACAGAACAUUCCUGCCACAAUUGGUGGGGACAAGAGAUAUCUGUCAACGAUGCGGGAACGAGUUCGUGAAUACAGGGUAACCAAAGAACUCGAACGACAAGGACGGGAAAUCAGGAUGCAAGGCCACCUCGACUACCUGGAGCACAAAGUGGAAAUUCACAUUUUGCUCUUUUGUUUCAAGUGCUUCUGUCUGGGAGUCGCGUAUCUGUACUUUUCGGGUACAGAUCUGAAGAGUUUCCUGAUGUUUGUGGCAAAGAGCUUGGUCAAGCUGGUUGCAGUCAUUGCCUUUUGCAUUGUUGCACCGGUCAUGGUUUUUGAAGAGCGAAAGCUGAGCGGCAGCAAAGUUAUUGCAGCACCCGUUAUGGCCGUGUAUCACGUGGUGCGUUUUGCACUGAAGCGAGUUCGUACAAAAAAGUUUCGAAAGGCGGUUCGUAUCAUUAUCAAGGGCUUGAUCUCUUUGCUUUGCUUUCCUCUCAAUCUGAUGAAAUCCAUCUUGUGUGAAGCAUCGUUGGUUGCAACGACCAAAUAUGAUGCUGCCGCUGAAGCUGAUCGAAAGCAGAAGGAAGACCAAGAGGUGCAUGAAAUCAUGCGCUUUGCCGUGGACGUGAGACAAGCUCAGGCCAGUGACGAACUGGAUCGACAAAACAUUCUGCGAACUAUUGGAGGCGAUGCGGACGUGGUCAAUGACAUGCUGACACACCUUAUCAUGAGCGAGGCAAAGAGCUACCGGUACAACAGAAGUGCCAGGGUUGGGCAUGGAAGAGGUUCCAGGGAAGGGCAUAGAAGAAGUUCCAGGGUGGGGCAUGCAGUCUGAUGGUACCUGUAGCCCGUGGAAGCCCUGAAACGAGGCCCGAAAGGGCUUGCAACCUCGGUGAAGCAACAAGCUUCGCGUGGCUCUUUUAAUGGCUACCCAUAGAACGAAUCCAAAACUUAUGCAAGUAGAUAAUAUGAAUUUACCAUG